AUGUUCUCUCCAUCCCAGAACGAAGGCGGCCCGGCCACGGCGACUCGCUCCCGACGGCGGUUGCGCCCCAAGAGCCAGGAACAGCUUGUCGCGGCUCCGAAGCCAAAGAGGCAGCGCGUGCCCUUGAGCGAGCAGACGUCGACCAACACAGACUCCCAGCCUGAGAUGGCUGAGGUCAGACCCGAAAAGGCUGCAACGCCCGCCGAGCCCAAGAAGGACGUCGAGAAUGUGGCUCCCGUGCAGACCGUGCUACGCAAGGAGCUGAUUGUCCGGACGAAGAAGCCCAAGCACGGCGAUCGUGCUGCUCAAAAGGGCGAUGGAAGCCUUCUCCUGACAAGUACCAACGCAUACACUGUUAGCAAAUUACCAGCGCUGCCCGACAGAAUCCGGAGUGACUGGUCUGGGAGCCAACACGCCGACAUCUUCUCUUCCUUCGGCUACGCUUUAACGCUGACACCUACCCAUGCUAUUGUUUGGCCCUACAACUCGACCUCGCAAUCCCCCGAGACCUUCACCUUCACUCUACCGUCCUCUUCGAAGCCAAACGACGCCCUCCCCGUAGGAUGUCUCGUCUCUCCCUCUGCCUCUACCACCGAGCCCGGCCUGGUCGUUGUGAUGGCCAGCACCGGCAAGGUUGUCUUUUGGGAGUCCAUCUCCAGCGCCGCCACAUUCGCCUUUAUCAAGAAGGACAGAUCGGGCGUUGAGCAUAUGAUCUCUGGAAUGUCAUCGGGCGAAAAAGUGGUGGCCAUCACCAAUGCAGAGACCGCAGGGUUUCUUUUGACUUUCAACAGCGGACGUCUCGCCUAUAUGAACGUACGCGAUAGCCACGGACGACCGGCCAUCUCUGUUCAGUUUCUACGAAGCAACCUGUCAAGCACUACCGGUGGCCUAUUCGGCACCAUUCGCUCCGCCUUUUCGCACCUGGGCCUCAAGGGGGACAUUGCGGCUGUCCGGGCUGAUAGGUCUGCGAGAGUUGGCGAGAAGAACAUUGUGGCUCUGACGAACAAGGGUAAGCUGCAGUCGUGGAAAGUUCACCGAGGAGGCCAUCACGAACCGUUUGGCGAAUUCGACGCCCGAGAAUCCAUCAUUUCUGCGCUCUGGGAAGCCGACCCCUUCUGCCGCGACUUUUCGGCCGACUCCUUUGAAGCUCUCGACUUCUCCUUCGUCCCGAGGGGCUUGGAGCACAAAUAUCUCGACCUCAGCAAGCUUAGCGCCGCUACUGCUACGGAUGACCCGUCUGUUCAGCAACUCUUGCUGCUUGUCAGCUUGACCAGUCGGACCGUCUCCCGUUACGCCCUUGUAGAAGUCAUUGUAACUCAGAGGAAGUUCCAAGUAGGCAUGAUCCGACCAAUUACUUCAUACAGCACACCUGUCUCGCAGGCGGACUCUAUUCAGGCGGUAAGGCCGCGACUCUAUCUGCCACGUCCCGCGCUCGUGGCCUUUGCGGUAUUCGAUCGUGCCGCGGUAAUAGCGUCCAUCGCAGUGUCGCCCGAGUCUCCUGAUUCUCAGCUUCAAUCCGACACACACACCCUAUCUCCUUCCUAUGAAGAUGUCAUCGACUUUCGCGAGGAUAAUGUCCACGAGGUUCUUGGAUCUGGGUUUGAAGAAAUGCCGCCCGCGUCGACUUCCAGCGAGGAAAGCCGAGCAGCUCGAGCAAAGAGCAAAAACCCAGCCGUGGUACUGUUGGUCCGCGGAGCCGGCGUCAUUCGCAUUGCAACCACGGAUGUCGAUAAAUUCGCCAGCGAUCAACCUCCACAAGUGUCUGCCAAGAACAAGCUGGAGCAGGCUGUCUUCUUUGGUACCAAGAAGAACAACCCUCUGGUGUUUAAUGCCCGCCAGGAGAUCCAGUUCUCAAAGGAUGAGAUCGCUCAGGCCGCACUGGAAGUCAGCAACGAGAUUCUGAGUUCGACCACCGCCUAUAUUGCGACCCUGCCCGCCUCGUUAGAGGAGAACCUUAUCGCGCGCUCUAAUGCCUUGGAGAAACUCAUCCUGCACCUCAAGGCCACGGGGGCCCAUCUGGACCGUACAACUCGCUGGGCUUUGAUGCACAAUGCAGAAAAGAUGCACGUCGCGACGCUUCUCUGGAAACGACAAGAGGCCUUCGUUGCAGCACGCCCAGCAGACCUUAAGAAGACUUUGAUCGGAUACAUUGUUGAGUUCAUCCACGAGGACCAGAAGCAUAAGCCCAGCCCCGAGGUUGGCGAAGUCGACCGCAUCCGCCAUUGGUUCCUGAACGACAUAUUCCGCCUUGAGCUCUUUGUGGCUUGGGCAUACGAAGUCAUCAAGAUCUUGUACAAGGACAAACUCUUGGAUGACGCCAAGGUGACAUACAUGAUUUACGAAGCCAUUCAAAUCAACAUCUGCGCCCUGCUGGGGGCUCUGGACUUCCGCAGAACGAACCUUGUCUUCUACGGGCUGGGUGACGAGAAGUUGAGGUUAGGCAUCCUGCGCGACGGAUACGAAGGCCUGCCCGAGCCCUGGACAGGUUGCCAUUAUGUUGCCAACAACAUCGCGCGCCUAGUUGAGCUCUCGGAUCAGUGGUAUUUGAAGUGGACUCAAACGGAUGCAGAGGAAACCACCAAGCCAGCCCACAGACCGGAUCCAGCUUUCAUUGAAAAGAUUUACAAAGACCUUCCGGCGGCUAUUGACGCCAUGCUCACCUCCAUCCUGGAAUAUUCUCGAUGGGCCGAGACGACACCAGACCAAAAGUCCAUGGGCCAGACAUUCGCCAAGGAAUACCAUAAGGAAAGGUACGAGAGACCCAUCAGCCUUGCGCGGGCAGGGAAAUAUGAUGAAGGAGCUGCCAUCGCCGAAAAGCACGGCUGUCUGGAAGGCCUGGCAGUCAUCCUGCUCGACCACAUGGAGGAGGUCGAGAUGGUGGGCCGCGAGCCCGCACUCACCGCUCUGGAGCUGGAGAGCCUGGCCAUCGUUAAGAGGGAGCAAGCGGAGCGGCUCAAGUCCAAAUUCACCCGGUAUGGCCAAGAGUUUGCCUUCCCCGUUUACGAGUACCUGCUCAAGAAACACGGGGUUGAGGCGGUGUUGGCGUUUGAGCUUGAAACAUCUGGCUACAAGACACGGUUCCUUCGCAGCAGGCCUGAGCUGGCGCGGAUAUCGUGGAUCAACGACGUUCAGCAAGAGAAGCAAGUCGGCCAUGCUGCGGAAACGCUUAUCCACCUUGCUCUUGAAAAGGAGCAGCAAGUGUGGAACAAAAAGAUUGAGCUCAGUCUUGGGAAACUGGCCCUGUUGGCUGAGGAAGAGCAAAAGUCGCAGUCAUCAGGCUCCAAGGCGACUGCAGACGAACUCCGCAUUGACCAGCAAAUCAAGCACGUUGACAAGGAGCUCGUCACGAUUAGGAUCCAGGAUCAGCUCUACGCUCAAAUUCUCCCCAGCACUUACGACGCCGUUGACGAAGCCGCGGCUCUGAAUCUUGCCAUGGAGGUCCAUGCUACCAACGUACCCAAGCGCCAAAAGGUCCUACGCCAGCUCUUCGAAGAUGGCAUGGAAAGGCUGCUGAAGCACGAGGUCCUCGAUCCCAUGACACUCAUUGAUCUGUUGACCCUGGCGGAUAUUAGCCCAGAAUCCCGAGAGAUGCAAGCACAUCCGUUUUGGUUGGCUCUUCAGGUGGCCGAGUCUAGUUGCAGCAGCGAUGAGCUCCGGGAAGCGAAACGGCUCAUCUGGAGGAGGCUCUUCAUCCGAGACGACUGGGCCAAGAUUAACGACACGCAGCUGAAAGAUGACCGGGAAGUUGUGGAGAGACUGGCAAGCACCGAGCUGUAUGCCAUGCUCUCAGACUGCGUUCGAAACCAGGAUGCCCAAAGCGAGUUUAGGCCUAUGACGCCUAGAGAGGCUCUUGGUGCUUUUACUGAGCAGCUCGAUCGUCGUUUCCGCGACUUUGACGCGAGCAUGAGGACCAAGCUCAUCGACUGUAUGCAUCACGAGGACAAGCUCCUUACGCAGCACAUUGAAAAGAACCGUCUCACAGAAUGGCUGCGCACCGCUCUGGAAGCCGUGCAAGCCGAGCACGACAAGGAGAAGCGGGAGACGCAGAAUGCCAUUGCCCCCAUGACCUUGGGCGCGCCCCUUGUUGGCGGCAACACCACCACUAACACCAAUGGCAAGGCUCUGUGA
Molecule: messenger RNA, 4128 nt
Organism: Trichoderma citrinoviride
Lineage: Eukaryota; Fungi; Ascomycota; Sordariomycetes; Hypocreales; Hypocreaceae
Exons: 4
Coding region: 1-4128 (1375 amino acids)
Biological process (GO): poly(A)+ mRNA export from nucleus; transcription-dependent tethering of RNA polymerase II gene DNA at nuclear periphery; protein import into nucleus
Cellular component (GO): nuclear pore outer ring
Molecular function (GO): structural constituent of nuclear pore; protein binding
Source: RefSeq, a predicted model, not a curated record